GUAAAAAGGUCUGAAUGGUAAAAAAGAAACUGUUUCAGUGUGAGUCCAUCGUUACCUGUUGAAUUGAACUGAAAGAGCAAAGGUGUAAUCAAUCACAGAAUUCCAAUGGCGGACGACGAUAGCAACCGCAUCGUUCGACUACUCUGCCGCCCAAGCCAUCUCCACAAAGGAUCCGACCCGGGAAUUCAUUGCUGGCUAAUCGGAUCCCCAUUCUUACCACCACUCACCAUCGUCUCCAUCCUCCGAUGCAUCAACACCACCCCCUCCUCCUCUUCUCCCGAUCUCCACAAAGAAUCAAACGAUCUUAAAACUUUAAUUCCCAAAGGCUUUGAGCUAAUCGGAGCCCUUGCUUCCGGCGACGAUACCAGUGCUCGUGCCGCAAUUGAUGCUACUCGUGAAUUGAGGAAGCUUAUGUAUGGUGAAGGAAUGGGGGAAGAUCAACUGUUGAUUGGAGGUGUUGAAAGUUUGGAUUCUGGUGAGGUUCGGUUUUUUGUGUGUGAGACUGGAAAUGUGAGCAGCGGAAUUGAACGUGUUUCUUCGGUUAUACAGGAAGAGAAUCCAGAGAAGUUUGUGUGGGAGAAUGGUUGCUUGCUUCGUUGUGAGCUUCCGAUAAAGUUGCCAAUCUAUUAUCCUCUCAAAAAUCCAACUGAUGUUGAGAAAGCAUAUAAGCAGGCAACUGAAGCUGUUAUUGCCAAGUUAAAAGACCCUCAGGCUGUGUACAUGUUAGAAACAUUGAGCAAAACCUCUUCGGAUCAACCUCCACCUUCCAUAGUUCGAGGUGUACAAUUAGACUUUCACACAGACUUCUCCAAAACCAAGCAUUUGGUUGAGGGUGAUGCGGGCUAUGAUGCAAGCUCACUAUCUUGUUCAUACUUUUCCAUCUACAGUAAAACCGCUUUUUCCAUAGAGAAUGCAGAUACUAUCCAAGUGAGUGUUCUAUUUAAUAGCUUAGGGCCAUCAUCAGCAUCUGCUGCGCCUACUGCAGAAUAUUUUCCAGUCAUGGAAGAAGCCAGACUCAUUGUUAAGGAUAUUAAGCUAGAUGUACUCUGCUAUGCUUCCAGGGAUCUUCCACUGAGACAUGCUGUUUCAUGUUUAAUCAUCCCUGGCUUAAUUGACCAGUUAAAUAUCCUGCAGAAAUUUAUGUUGCCUAGCCUUUUGGCAAAACAUCCUCAGUACAAUUGUCAGCUAAAACCUUACCACUUUAGUCCUCCUGGGGUUCUGCAUCCAAUAACUGUUUUCUAUGAGCUGAGUUUUGGGGAGACAGAAAUGAAGCAAGUUGAAUUUAGGAGAUCCUUGCACUCAAGGUUGGGGCUACCUUAUGAUCGCCCCCUUCUAAGAAUUGCUAAUGCCUUGGAUUUUUCAAAAUUGAAAAACAGCGGUACUGUCUCUCAUCAGAAAGGUUCAGCUUUGCUAAGAGAUGUACACACUGGGAUUCCAAGCAGUGGGGUUAUUGGGGGAGCUGUUUCCCUUGUUCAAGGUUCCUAUGAAUACCAUCAUUACCUUCAGGAUGGUUUCAACGAUUCGGGAUGGGGAUGUGCUUAUCGCUCUCUCCAGACUAUCAUUUCAUGGUUCAGACUCCAAAACUACUCGUCUAUAGAAGUUCCUUCUCAUAGAGAAAUACAGCAGGCACUUGUCGAGAUUGGAGAUAAAGAUCCUUCCUUUAUUGGGUCACGAGACUGGAUUGGUGCAAUUGAGUUGAGCUUUGUUUUGGACAAACUUCUGGGUGUUACUUGCAAAGUCAUCAAUGUUAGAUCCGGAGCUGAGCUUCCGGAAAAAUGUCGAGAAUUAGCAUUGCACUUUGAGACUCAAAGUACACCUGUUAUGAUUGGUGGUGGUGUCCUUGCAUAUACACUAUUGGGAGUGGAUUACAAUGAUGCCAGUGGAGAUUGUGCAUUUUUAAUACUUGAUCCACACUAUACGGGUACAGAUGAUUUGAAGAAAAUAAUCAAUGGGGGCUGGGUUGGGUGGAAAAAAGCCGUUGACAGCAAAGGAAAGAAUUUCUUCUUGCACGACAAGUUUUAUAAUCUACUGCUGCCACAGAGGCCCAACAUGGUAUGAUUACUGGGAUACAAUGGUGGAACUAACUCCCAAUUUCUCGCAAUAGAAGACUUUUGUUAGUUACAUGUGAUUGGGAAUAAAUGGUUCUUUUAAUUCACUCCCUUGCUUUUGGGUUAGUGAUGUUCUGUAAUUGACUUGCUUUGACUCUUAACUAAAAUUAUCGGCCAUACCUGUGUCGAGGCACCUGGGCAAAAUCCUAGGCAAAGGGCAUUUCGAACAUGGGAAAGGUGGGAUAUACUCCAUUUUCAUUAUUUAUACUUUUCAA
Molecule: messenger RNA, 2323 nt
Organism: Medicago truncatula (barrel medic)
Lineage: Eukaryota; Viridiplantae; Streptophyta; Magnoliopsida; Fabales; Fabaceae
Product: probable Ufm1-specific protease
Exons: 12
Coding region: 106-2058 (650 amino acids)
Molecular function (GO): deUFMylase activity
Source: RefSeq, a predicted model, not a curated record